AUUUUUUCUAAAGAAGUCCUGCAACGAGACAAUCAGGCCGCAAGAAUCUUUUGGCUCUAGAUGCUGCCAAGCACCACUCAACCUUAGCAAAAAUAGCGCACUUCCAUAUCAUAAUCGCAAGAGCCUACGAUUCAGAACAAUGGAGUCAACCACGAAAUUGACCUGCUUCUUGCAGCUCCUCAUCUUCUCUUUCCUCUGCCAAUCUUUGGCCUCAUCAUCCUUCACCAUCGUUGAUUCAAAUUCUACAUUUCCCAGUGAAGCUCUUCCAACGAAAUCCGGCUACCUACCCAUCAACCCCAAUACCAAUUCAGCCAUUUUCUACACCUUCUAUGAAGCACAAAGCCCAGGUUUACCUCUCUCACAAACCCCACUUCUUAUCUGGCUCCAGGGCGGCCCUGGUUGCUCCUCCAUGAUAGGCAACUUCUUUGAGCUAGGUCCGUAUCGUGUGGUUGAUAUUCAGAAUGAAAACAUCCAACAUCUUUCUCUUGAACGCAAUUUAGGCUCUUGGAACCGCAUUUUUGGCCUUAUUUUCCUUGAUAAUCCAAUUGGAGUUGGGUUUAGCUUCGCUGCUACACCCGAAGAGAUACCAAGAGAUCAACACUCUGUUGCUAAGCAUCUCUUUGCUGCGAUCACUGGGUUUAUUGGUUUGGACCCAGAUUUCAAGAAUCGUCCACUUUAUAUCACUGGUGAGAGUUAUGCAGGUAAGUAUGUUCCUGCAAUUGGAUACUACAUUUUGAAGCAGAAUAUGAGGUUGCCAGAGGGUAAACAAGUGAAUUUGAAAGGUGUGGCUAUAGGUAAUGGGUUAACGGAUCCAAUAACUCAAGUGAAAACUCAUGCUGUUAAUGCAUAUUUUUCUGGUUUUAUCAAUGAGAGGCAAAAGGGUGAAUUGGAGGAGGCCCAAUGGAAGGCAGUUGAGUUUGUCAAAACGGGAAAUUGGAGUGAGGCAACAAAUGCAAGAAGUGAGGCCUUGGAUUUGCUGCAAAACAUGACAGGGUUGGCCACCUUGUAUGACUUUACUAAGAAGGCGCCUUAUAGGACGGGUUUAGUCACCAAAUUCUUGCAAUCAGCAGAUGUGAAGAGGAAAUUAGGAGCAAAUGAAUCUAUUGUUUUCGAUGAAUGCAGUGAUGCAGUGGGGGAAGCACUAUCAGAGGAUGUGAUGAAGAGUGUCAAGUAUAUGGUGGAAUUAUUGGUGAAGAAGAGCAAGGUAUUGUUGUAUCAAGGGCAUUUUGAUUUGAGAGACGGUGUGGUUUCCACUGAGGCGUGGGUGAGGACAAUGAAAUGGGAGGGCAUAAAGAGGUUUCUGAUUGCGGAGAGAAAAGUAUGGAAAGUGAAUGGAGAGCUUGCUGGGUAUGCGCAGAAAUGGGGAAGCUUGAGCCAUGUUGUGGUACUGGGAGCAGGCCAUCUUGUGCCUACCGACCAGGCAUUAAAUUCUCAGGCCAUGAUAGAGGAUUGGGUUUUGGAUAAGGGUGUUUUUGCUUAUGAGAAAAAAAGGGUCUCUGCAUCGGACACCAGGUAGUCAUUCUGAAUGUUGUAGCUCUUGCUGUUGAUGGUAGACAGAUCUGAAAUUUUACUCACAUUAUUGUGGUGUUUUUAAGCGAUGGAAGGUCUAGUGAGAAGUAAAUUUCAUAAAUAAGACAACAGUAUGCUUGUUGUUAGCCAACUGUUCUUUCAUUUAUGUUAUCUACAAGACAUAAUUGCAACAUAAUUUUUAGCAUCUACCAGUCAGGAUACCCGCCCAAACUGGUGCUAGCUAAGAAAUUUCUUUCUGAUGAUCA
Molecule: messenger RNA, 1775 nt
Organism: Manihot esculenta (cassava)
Lineage: Eukaryota; Viridiplantae; Streptophyta; Magnoliopsida; Malpighiales; Euphorbiaceae
Product: serine carboxypeptidase-like 50
Exons: 1
Coding region: 140-1516 (458 amino acids)
Biological process (GO): proteolysis
Molecular function (GO): serine-type carboxypeptidase activity
Source: RefSeq, a predicted model, not a curated record